This is a messenger RNA of Lycium barbarum (goji berry), 864 nucleotides long. RefSeq names its product 3-ketoacyl-CoA synthase 20-like. Gene Ontology annotation, biological process: fatty acid biosynthetic process. The record is from RefSeq and is a predicted model, not a curated record. Gene Ontology annotation, cellular component: membrane. Lineage: Eukaryota; Viridiplantae; Streptophyta; Magnoliopsida; Solanales; Solanaceae. Bases 1 to 864 code for a protein of 287 amino acids. The transcript has 2 exons. Gene Ontology annotation, molecular function: acyltransferase activity, transferring groups other than amino-acyl groups.
AUGGGGUGCACUACCGGACUCUUGGCAAUUCGACUUGCCAACCAACUUCUUCAGGUUCGUGAAAACACAUGUGCGUUAAUAUUAAGUACAGAGAACACUACAGACUGCAUCUACGUGGGAAAUGAUAUGUCCAAAUUCAUACCAAAUUGCACAUUUCGUGUUGGUGGAGCUGCCAUUCUACUCUCUAAUCGACCAUCAGAUAAAAAAUUCUCCAAAUACGAACUCCUUCAUGAUGUCCAUACUCACGGUGCAAGUUUAGAUCGUUCAUACAAAUCCAUUUUCCUAGAAGAAGAUGAACAAGGUUUUAUUGGUGUAUCCAUAACAAAAGAUCUCUUAGUCGCAGCAACAAAUGCUAUCGAAACCAAUAUUACCUUAUUAGGUCCUUUAAUCCUACCCUUGUCAGAGAAAUACAUUUUCUUGAAAAAUGUUAUUGCAAGACGACUUCUAAGGGUUAAAAAUAUCAGGAAGUACGUACCAAAAUUCAAUAAAUCUGUUGACCAUUUCUUACCACAUGUUGGGGGAUUGCCAGUUCUAAAUCAGUUACAAAAAAUCUUGAAGUUUGGUGAUGAGAGCAUGGAAGCUUCGAAAACUACAUUGCAAAGAUUUGGGAAUACUUCGAGUAGUUCAAUUUGGUAUGAACUAGCAUAUGGAGAAGCCAAAGGGAGGAUCAAGAAAAAUGAUCGUAUUUGGCAAAUGGCAUUUGGGUCGGGUUUCAAAUGUAGCAGUUUGAUUUGGCGUGCCACGAGGUCUGUUGAUUGCAAUGACUUGAAAAAUCCAUGGAAUGGAGAAAUAGAUAUGGUUGAUCCCAACUUGGAUAGGACUGGAACAUUCUAUAACUAUUUUGAACUGCCACAGGAAUCUUGA